CAGCCUAGACGUUGUGCUGCCUGAGGAAAGAGCGAUUUUGCCUCCUUGAGGUGAAUGCGGCCUCAAGGGCCCAUCUUUGUGGGCCUGCCCCACCUGGGGCCCAUCUUGAUCUGGACAGUCACUCAAAACCAGAUGUCUGGAUGGUGUGAGGUCCCCAAGAAGCUGCCCUGGUGUCCGCCUCACAAGGUCAUCGUGCUCGUGUGGACAGCCAUCUACUCAGUCAUGGGCUAUGCCUCCUACCUGGUGUGGAAGGACCUGGGAGGGGGCUUCCAGUGGCCCCUGGCGCUGCCUCUUGGCCUCUAUGCUCUACAGCUCAUCGUCAGCUGGAUUGUCCUGAUGCUCUUCUUGUCAGCUGACAACUCUGGUCAGGCACUGAUGUACCUGCUGCUGCUGUUUGGGCUGGUGGUGAGCACGGUGUGCAUCUGGCACCCCAUCAACAAGCUGGCUGCUCUGCUCCUGCUGCCCUACCUGGCCUGGCUGACUGUGACCACCGCCAUCACCUACCACCUCUGGAGGGACAGCCUGUGUCCCUCACACCAGCCUCAGCCCACAGAGAAGGGUAACUGA
Messenger RNA from Dipodomys ordii (Ord's kangaroo rat), 567 nucleotides. RefSeq names its product translocator protein 2 (gene Tspo2). The coding region runs from base 55 to 567 and encodes 170 amino acids. The record is from RefSeq and is a predicted model, not a curated record. The transcript has 4 exons. Gene Ontology annotation, molecular function: cholesterol binding. Lineage: Eukaryota; Metazoa; Chordata; Mammalia; Rodentia; Heteromyidae. Gene Ontology annotation, cellular component: membrane; endoplasmic reticulum.